Messenger RNA from Arabidopsis thaliana (thale cress), 1419 nucleotides. Its product is annotated as XH domain-containing protein. The record is from RefSeq and is marked reviewed. The transcript is spliced from 5 exons. Gene Ontology annotation, biological process: gene silencing by siRNA-directed DNA methylation. The coding region runs from base 392 to 1090 and encodes 232 amino acids. NCBI's taxonomy places the organism in Eukaryota, Viridiplantae, Streptophyta, Magnoliopsida, Brassicales, Brassicaceae.
GAGAACUUCAAACGCCGGCGAAGAAGUGUCAACACUCCGGUGAGAGAGAGAGAUAACCUGCAAUGUCGGAAGUUUCCGUUUGGCCUAUCUAACUCCGGUGGAAGUUUUCCUCCCGCCAUCGUGUCCUCGCCAGCUUUCUCCUUCAAUCAAUCCUACUUCCUCCGCAACUCCAUCAUUUGAAUUCGGAACCGUUCCUUCGUCUCCAUCGACCGCUCCUUCUACAUCCCUCCUUUUCGGAUCCUCACCGUCCAUCUUUGGAGCCACCGGUUCGUCACCAUCCAGUCUUCCAUCUUCUGCUUCAACCACUACUCAUGCUACUAGUUCUGUUACUACAACACAGCCAUCUCUUGGUGUCGCUUCGAGUAGUGGCACAGCGAUUGGUUCUCCGAAUAUGCCAUCUGAAAUAACUGAGGAAAUUGUAAAGGAGAUUAUUCUCGUGGAGGGGAAUAAUGAGUCACAAGAGCAUAAAUGGAGAUCCAUGAAACAGGAAAAUGAAGAGCUCAAAAAAAGAUUGAGGGUGAUGAAAGAGGAGCUAGAGGAUAAGGAUUCUGAGUUAGAACAACGAGAAGGUUUGAUUAAUGCCCUCUUGGUGAAAGAACGCUAUGCCAAUGAUGAGAUACUUGAAGCACAGAAACUGUUGAUCAGUCAAAUGAGAGAUUUAACGGAUGAUAGAACGACGAUCAGAGUAAAGAGGAUGGGACAUCUUGAUGUAGAGCCCUUCGUAAAAGCAAGUAAGCGGAGAUUAACUGGCAACGACACUGAGGUUUACGCGGAAUGGGAAGAAAACCUCAGGGAUCCUCAUUGGCAACCAUUCAAACGGGUGGAGACUGGAAACAUAGUGAAGGAAGUGGUGGAUGAAGAAGAUGAGAAACUUAAGAAUCUCAGAGAAGAGUGGGGAGAAGAGGUGAUGAACGCAGUAAAGACGGCUCUCGAAGAAGUUAACGAGUUUAACCCAAGUGGCCGACAUGUAGUCCCAACACUGUGGAAUUCCGAACAAGGAAGAGUAGCUACAUUGAGAGAAGUGAUUGCUCACAUGACACAUGAGAUCAAAACUCUUAAACGGAAAAAGAAUCUGAAACACCGUAAGUAAUGAAAGCUCUCUUGUCAUUCGUGUUUCUCAUUUUGUAUAUCGAAGCUAAGUAAUCUAAACCCUUAGGGUUGGUUCUUUACUUUUGAAUGAAUGUUUGGUGUAUUCUUACUAAUUUCGUAACGUUUUUCAUAUGGUUGGUUUGGUAUAAUUUGUACUAUGUUAGCAACAACAACUAUGGUUUUUGUGGAUGCGAGAUCUGCAUUCGAUAUUCUGAGAAUUUGGUCUAGCUUUUUAUUGUAAGAGCUAAGCGAAGAUAAAGUUUGGAAGAACCGAAACCUUUAUCUCCACCUUGUCCUUCGAACAACUUUAGAGGAGAAUGAACAGUGGCU